CGCAGCUUUUUAUGUAAGCCGGAGGCGGGUCUGCGGCGAUGUUUGAAAGGGGGUUACGGUCCUAACGACCGCUCCGUGAAGCUUCUGCUAUAGGGCGCGCGCGUGCUGCGCCUGUCAGCCGCUUAAGUGUCUGCUCCCCCCUCACCCCUCCCCCGCCGCGAGUGCCUCAGAGCCGUGCGCACAGCAGAGCCCGGCGACCGCCGCGCCGCGCCGCGCCGCGCCGCGAGGAGCGCCACACCCCCCUCUGGGAUCCGGACGGCGAGCUCGCAGCAGGAUGGCGGCGUCGUCGGUGGUUGUGAGCUCGGAGGGGUCCCCGGAGCCAGGGGGCAGCGGCUGGCCCCGCAGGGAGCCCGAAGGGGAGCAGGAGCGGCUGCUGCGCCGCGGGGAGCUGCUGGCCCUGGGGAACCACCUGAAGGAAGCGCUGGAGACUUACUCGGCGGCGCUGCGCCUCGGGCCGCCUGCGGGACCCCGCCGUCUCGAGACCCUCGUGGACUGUCUGGUGCUGAACUACCGCCUCCGACAGGGGCUGGACUGGAGCCGGGAGCAGGGGGCUCGGGAGGAGGGAGGCGGCGCGGUCGCAGGGCCCCUGACCUGCUGCGGCUGCCGGGGCUUCUUGGGCGAGCCGGUGACCGCUCGGUGCGGGCACAGUUACUGCCGCCGCUGCCUCCGGGGGGAGCUGCGCUCCCGCUGCCGCCUGUGCCGGGACCUGCUGCUGCCGCUGGCCGGGGGCGGCCCCGCCGCCCAGCUCCGGACCAGCGUCAUCCUCAGCCGGUUGGCGGAGAAGUGGUUCCCAGCCGAGUGUGAGAGGGCGAGGACCGGCAACCGGCUGGGGGAGCUGCUGAGCCAGGGGCGCUUCCGAGAGAGCCUGAGCGCCGCCAGCCAGGCCUUGCAAGCAGAUCCCAGUGACUUGAUGUUAAGAGUUUACAGAGCUGAAUCAUAUGCUGGCCUCCAAGAGUUUAAAACAGCCAUAGAAGAACUAAAUUUUAUCAUCUCUAAAAUGUCAAAUUGGCCAGAGAUUUACUUCAGGAAAGCAAAGGUGCUGCAUGAUGCUGGGUUUGUAGGUGAUGCCUUACAACUGUUCCUACAGUGCUUAUCCCUUGAUGAGGAUUUUGUUCCAGCAAAGCUAGAAGUGGAAAAGACAUUGUGUGAUUUGCUGUCACCAGAAAAUGUGAGAGAGAGUCUGAAGGAAUCUGCUUGGACUUCACCUCAUAUUCGAAAUAAGCCUUUUACACUUGGUUCUGAAAUGGAAGAGUCUGGCUGUAAUCUACAGCUUCGUCCAGAGCAGAAUUUAGGAGUGUCCGAGAUAACAGUGGAGUCUUUCAGACGAAGCCUAAAUCGUGUACAAUCUGCCCAUGCUCUUAACUGCACAGAAAAGCUUUCUAAAGGAGAUGGAUUAAAAAGGGUUUCUUCUGAACCUUUGCUUUCUGGCCAGGAAAAAAGUGCUCUCCUAAAAAGGAAGCUUUCCCUUUCAGAACAGGAUGCAAUCAUGUGUGAAGAUGGAAGAAGCAAACAUAAAAAACAAGGAGAAACUACAAAAAGGGAUACUGCAUUUUCACUGGUUUGUGGAACAGUUCCACAGCACUUAAUCGAUGUGGCAGAUUUUGAGUGCUCUCUGUGUAUGAGGUUAUUUUUUGAGCCAGUGACAACCCCUUGUGGACAUACCUUCUGCAAGAAUUGUUUAGAACGCUGUUUAGACCAUGCCCCGCAGUGUCCCCUAUGUAAAGAGAGCUUAAAAGAGUAUUUGGCAAUUAGGAAAUACAGUGUCACAGUACUACUGGAAGAAUUAGUGGUGAAAUAUCUGGCUGAUGAAUUAUCUGAGAGAAAAAGAAUUCAUGAUGAAGAAACUGCUGAACUCUCUGACUUGACCAAGAAUGUUCCAGUAUUUGUUUGUACUAUGGCAUACCCCACUGUGCCUUGCCCUCUUCAUGUGUUUGAGCCAAGAUACCGACUGAUGAUUCGCAGAAGUAUGGAAACCGGGACUAAACAAUUUGGGAUGUGUGUCAGUGACCCUCAAAACAAUUUUGCAGAUUAUGGUUGUAUGCUGCAAAUUAGGAAUAUUCAUUUCCUACCUGAUGGGAGGUCUGUUGUUGACACAGUUGGUGGAAAGAGAUUUAGAGUUUUACAAAGAGGGAUGAAAGAUGGUUAUUGUACUGCAGACAUCGAAUAUUUGGAAGAUAUUAAGGUUGCAGAUGAAGAAGAGCUGAAGAAACUGAGAGAGCUUCAUGACAUAGUAUACAAUCAGGCUUGUGGCUGGUUCCUAAGCUUGAGGAACAAAUUUCGCAGCCAGAUCCUUCAGCACUUUGGGCCAAUGCCAGAGAGAGAGGAAAACCUACAGUUCAGAGAUUGAAGCAGUUCCACAGUGUAAAACACACACAGCACACAUGGUAGAGGUCAGAAAAUCAAGUUAAUAUUGCGUUAUGACUGGCUCGCAAGGAAAUGCUGCCUCCUAUUUCUUUGUCGGUUUAGUGCAACGCUGAAUUUAGCCAGUCAGUCCUCCACAGAUAAAGAGAAAGUAAACAUGGGGUGAAAAGGGAAAUCUGUCUGAAUACCAAUAAGAAAUCAGUGCUUAAAAAUUUUCAAGAAAAGUAAAGACUGGAAUGAAGAGGAUGCAUCAUGCUGCAGGUAUUGCAGCAGUGAGGUCGCUGCUCGUGCUGAGAGAAUAAAGGAGCAUGUUGAAAGCAAGCGAUACAAGAAGCUUAAAGAAGAAAGUGGGUUUUGGAAUAAACAGUCCAUAUCAGGAGCUUUCACUAGGGCUCUAAUGAAAGAGAGGACACAGUGCAAUUGUGUCAGUUACUUUGUGCAUGCUCUUUGUUUCGUCAGACAACUGCUGCUAACUGCAGAGGGCCCUGUUGGUGACUUUGUGAGACCAUACUGUCCACCAGCAAAAACCCUUCCUAGUGCAGACAACCUCCCUCAUAAGUAUCUGAAAGAAAAUGGUGAUGCUUUAGUAUCUAACAAAUUGAUGGAAAUGUGGUAUCUAGUCUGAUUUUUGACGAGUCUCCUGAUGCUCUGGACUGUCCAAUUCUUGGCUUUUUGUUUUAGUUCAAUUUCAAAGCAAAUAAACCCACAUUGUUUUGUGUUGAUGUGACUGUCAUCCCCUCUGAUACCUGUUUUGUCAACGCAGCAAUAACUGACAUGUUAAGAAUUUUUAAUUCUGGCAUACCUCAGGGCUCUGUUCUGGCCCCAAUACUUUUUAAUCUAUACACCACGGAUAACCUGCAAUGGAGUCGAGGCAAUUCAUGCAUGUGAAUGACAUUGCCUUGGCUGUUCAGUGCAUAAGCCUCCAUACCAUCAGAUGCUCCCUAACCCGAGAUCUUGGCAUAUUUGCUGAUUAUUUCCAACGCUGCAAAUGUAGGCCUAACCCGAAAAAAGCCAUAGUGAUUGCUUUCCAUCUGAACAAUAAACUGGCUAAUGCCAAACUCGAUAUACAGUUCUGCAGAGAGCAUUAGCCAUGAGGCUAAUCCAAAGUAUCUUGGCAUUAUGCUGGACUGGAGUUAAGUUUUUCAGAAAUACCUCAAGAACACCCAAGGUCAGAUAUCAUGUCGUCGUUAUCAGGAAAUUGGUCGUAAUAUCAUGGGGCUCCAGUUCACGGACCUUACAAACUACAACUAUUGCCUUUGGUAUAUUCUGUGGCUGAAUAUUGUGCAUCAGUAUGGUCUCACAGCAGUCACAUUAAAGUCCUUGAUACUCAAAUCAAAAACACCAUGUGCAUAGUCAGGGACGCUUGUCAGGGAUGCUCAAAUUGACUCCAGUUGACUGGCUUCUGGUCCUAUCGCACAUCCAGCCUCCACAGAUUAGAAGAGCUGCUCAGACAUCUUGCUUUCACAGUCAUGCCAGUGAAAACACGAGGAUCCCAUUGCAUGAUGACUUGCAGAACCCUCCAAAGACACAGUUAAAAUCCUGCAACUCUCUGUGGAACUGCCUCGACCCUUAAGCUCAAUUUAAACACAGAGGCUCAAUGGAGGGCCACAUGGAGCAUUUUGACUGCUCAGAAUAAACAGCUUGUUGUUGAUCCUGCCGAGGAACCUUCAGGGUUUGAUUCCAGUUGGAAAGACUGAUGCAGAUUAAAUCAUAUCAACAAACCCU
Messenger RNA from Dermochelys coriacea (leatherback sea turtle), 4086 nucleotides. It is a transcript of the gene LONRF1, whose product is annotated as LON peptidase N-terminal domain and ring finger 1. The transcript is spliced from 12 exons. The record is from RefSeq and is a predicted model, not a curated record. Gene Ontology annotation, molecular function: protein binding. Lineage: Eukaryota; Metazoa; Chordata; Testudines; Dermochelyidae. The coding region runs from base 275 to 2347 and encodes 690 amino acids.